GAGGGCUGCACGCGGUGGAACUAAUAAAUCCUCUCCUUCGGGCUAGUACGCGGUUCGAUCGCGCUUUCCCCGUGUGAGUGCACGCCAGCUAACUGUCGAGGACCCAUCAAUUGCAGGAUAGCUUCCUGCUUCUUUGUUUGUCCUGCAGCCUUACAGCCGCCGAGACUCCGCAUACGUUGGCUGUGACGCUCGUGAACGAUAGCAAACCGCUCACCCGUGGGCCACCCGCACCCCAAGCACCGCACCUCUUGGCUGGGGGCGUCUCACAACAUCAGCAGACGGCCCUUGAGCUGCAGACACCUCCGCACAUACCGGAAUCCUCUCGAAUUCACGCAGAUCGAACGGCCCCGAGCCGUACCCACGCCCACGAUGAAGGCUGCACCGUUGCUGGUGUCCUGGCACAACGAGAACGCACCCAUAUACUCGGCCCACUUCGAGCCCCACGGCAAGGGACGACUGGCGACAGCUGGCGGCGAUAAUAAUGUGCGACUCUGGAAGGUCGACAACAAUGGGGAAGACCGCAAGGUCACUUAUCUCUCGACGCUUGUCAAACACACUCAAGCAGUCAAUGUUGUGAGGUGGAGUCCGCGAGGCGAAGUGCUGGCUACCGCUGGUGACGAUGGCAAUGUGCUGUUGUGGGUACCAGCUGAGAACCAGACGAUCACACACAACUUCGAGGAAGGCCUCGAGGACAAGGAGUCGUGGCGAGUCAAAACAAUGUGCCGGUCGAUAGGGUCAGAGAUCUACGACCUUGCGUGGUCUCCAGAUGGAGUAUACUUCAUUACAGGGAGCAUGGACAAUGUUGCACGCAUCUACAACGCCCAGACAGGAGCCAUUGUACGGCAGAUCGCCGAGCACAACCACUAUGUGCAGGGUGUGGCAUGGGAUCCGCUGAACGAGUUCAUUGCAACUCAAUCGUCAGACCGCUCCGUGCACGUCUACACGCUGAAGACCAAGGAUGGCCAGUUCGCACUCGACCCGCACAACAAGGUCGCAAAGAUGGACCUUCCUGCUCGCCGAAUUUCAUCAAAUAGUCCUGCACCGCCCGACUUUGGCGCACGAGCUUCGUUCGCAGCGGACUCAACUAUGGGCAUUGGCUCACCCGUGCCUUCGAUGCCUGGCACUCCGCAGUCUCUGGCUUUGCCUGCUAUGCAUCCACCUCCCACCUCCCACAGCCGCCGCUCAUCGAUUGGCGCCAUGUCGUCCCCGUCUAUGCGACGAUCUGCCUCCCCAGCACCCUCGUUGCCAUUGCCUGCUGUCAUGCCCAACUCUCCUAGUUUGAGUAGCGUUGGAAACAUGGGUGUUCGCAACGCAUCCAUCUAUUUCAACGAGACGCUGACGUCAUUCUUCCGACGUCUUACGUUUGCCCCCGAUGGUAGCCUGCUAUUUACUCCUGCCGGUCAAUACAAGGCUGUUCAUCCAUCGUUGGCCGAUGUGGGCAAACCGACCGAAGACGUCACAAACACUGUGUACAUCUACACUAGAGCCGGGUUGAACAAGCCUCCAGUCGCGUUCCUGCCCGGACACAAGAAGCCGUCUGUGGCCGUCCGCUGCUCACCCGUCUACUACACUCUCCGUCAAGAUGGGCCACCGACGAAGCACGUUGCUAUCAACACGUCCAUGGACGAUGACAUGCCGUCUCUGCCGGAGCCAGUCCUGCCAUCCGUGCCUCCCACAUCACACUCCUCUAUGGACCCGCCACCGAUUACCAGCGCACCGUCGCCUGCCCCAGCCGCAUCCCCUGCACCGACUGACAGCAAUGGUCCACCUCCAGGCCCACCGUCAGCUUUUAGUCUAGGCUAUCGUAUGAUAUAUGCGGUUGCGACUCAAGAUGCGAUUCAUAUAUACGACACGCAACAACAGAAGCCUUUGUGUAUCGUCAGCAACCUACACUUUGCUACUUUUACUGACAUCACAUGGUCGAAUGAUGGGUCAACUCUGCUCAUGACCUCAUCCGAUGGCUUCUGUUCGGCCGUCACCUUCACGCCUGGUGAAUUGGGCGAGAAAUACACAGGGCCGCUUGCCCCCUCGACGAAACGGCAUGCGACUCCAGCUGCUAUAAACGUCAGUGCAGCGCAGUCGUCGAACCAUUCGACUCCGACACCAACGCCAACAGGCACAAGCAUUCCCAUACAGACUAUCGAAAAGGCACCUCCGAUGCAGCGACAGCCCUCAGCAGGGUUUCCAGCAUCUCCAAGCUCUUUUGUACCGGCCAGACCUGGUAGCCCGACAAGGAGCAACUCCGUCUCCAGCAUCGCUACCGCAUCGUCGUUUGCCCCUGGUGUUGGCGAUCCCGGCUCGAUGAAUGCGCCGACCCCAGCAAUGUCGUCAGUACCUAGUCUGGCAGCAGCAAAUUCAGGGCCUGUCCCCAUGUGGACGCCACCACUCACUCCUGCGCACGGGCAGGGCAACACUCACAGCGCGAGCAGCUCCGUUAGCGGCAUCCCUGGCAUCGCAACUGGACGAAGAGAGAGCGAACAGAGUGAGUCAGGUCGUGAUGAUGUUGCAGCGCCUGGCGUGAAGAAGCGCGAGCUGCACUCCGUUCCAGAGGAAGAAGGACGUGAGAGCAAGAAGAGGCGCAUUGCGCCGAUACCCGUCACUAUGGGUAACGAAGGCGACAAUGCGGUCGCAAGUAAGGAGAGCACGCCGGCACCGGUGGCACCUGGUCCGCAACGGUGAUUCUGGAGUUGGAACUGCGUUUUCGAUUUAAGUGUUUCAGCGGGCGUUCAUGGGUCAAGCGCUCAGCCGUGAUUUUGAGCCGGGCUGUUUGUUCCCGCGCAUGAUCAGUAUAUCUUUCUCGGUGUUUAUCAACGUCGAGGACGAAUCCCUCGACCGCAGACGCAUCAUUGUGCUGUGGCAUUCCUCUAGUAUACCCUGUUCAUUAUGUCGCAAUUAGCUUAGAUUUCAACUCUCUCCAGUCUCUGGUGGACUUCCUGCACUGCGGUGACGUGGAGUGGCCAAUCACGGCAAGCACACGUGCGGGCCGCCAACCGCUGGUUGGCCGAUACUGAUGUAAGACAAG
Didymella exigua CBS 183.55 is the source of this 3022-nucleotide messenger RNA. Its product is annotated as chromatin assembly factor 1 protein. Lineage: Eukaryota; Fungi; Ascomycota; Dothideomycetes; Pleosporales; Didymellaceae. Bases 370 to 2679 code for a protein of 769 amino acids. The record is from RefSeq and is a predicted model, not a curated record. Gene Ontology annotation, molecular function: protein binding. The transcript is spliced from 5 exons. Gene Ontology annotation, cellular component: nucleus; CAF-1 complex. Gene Ontology annotation, biological process: DNA replication-dependent chromatin assembly; nucleosome assembly.